AUGGAACAAGCACAGUUGGAAGCUUUGAUGAGUCAACAAUUGAACGAGAAACUCCCCGAAAUCAAUAUCCCUUCGAAAAUCUUGUGUCGAGUUACCAAGGUUGAAAGAUUGGUUGAACGUCGCACAGACGAACUUUAUGUCGGAAUCACUCUUCAUCCGGAAGUUGAUCAAACACCCAGCAGAAGCGUUCAACCUGACCGGCCUGAGUCUCCACCGCCCAAACCGGUUCAGUCGUACAACAAGAUUUUAUCAACUUCUGAUGCUAGCACCCAUGGUGGUUUCUCCAUUCCGAAGAAGCUUGCCAUUGAAUGCUUACCUCCACUGGAUAUGAUCCAGAAGACUCCAACUCAGGAAUUCGCUGCCAAAGAUCUCCAGGGUCAUCUAUGGCGUUUCAGGCACAUAUACAGGGGCCAACCUCGAAGGCAUAUGCUCUCCACAGGAUGGAGUGACUUCGUCAAUAAGAAGCAGCUAGUAGCCGGAGACGAAAUCGUGUUCCUGAGGUACAACGGCGAGCUGCGAGUUGGGGUUCGUCGUGGUCAUCCCAGGCGGCAGCAGCAGGCAUCGAUUGUUAUAUCGAGCCAGAUCAUUUACUUGGGAGUUCUUUGUUCCACUAACCGUUCCAUUAAACCGGAAACCGUCUUUUAUGUCCAUUAUAAGCCUAGAACGACUCCGUUCCUUGUUGGGAUAAACAAGUAUCUGAAAGCCACUAGCCGUGCUUAUCAUAUCGGCAUGCGAUUCAAGAGUGCUGGUGAUGAUGGAUUCACAGGCACCAUUGUUGGUAUUGGAGAUUAUUCACAAUACUGGCCAGGCUCCCAAUGGCGAUCGCUCAAGGUGCGAUGGGAUCAUUCGGAAGGAACAAUUCUGAAGCCAGACAGCAGUGUUUCUCCAUGGGAGAUAGAGCCUUUGGCAGCUGAUCCAUCUCUGCAAAGUAGUGUUCUUCCUCAAACGAUAGUUAGGAAGAAAAGGUCAAGGCUUGACAUAGAUGUUCUAGCUUCUGCAGCUAUUAACUCCAUCCGGCGUCCUAGAUCGGUUCAAUCUCACCAGGAGGAGGAAUCAUCCUUAUUUGGAAGUGGGUUUGCAGGCCAAAACAACGGCCGUAAUAAUGUCCAUAAUUUGGAAGGUUUCCUUCCUAUGUCAACAGCUAAGUUCAACAGCGGCAACAAGGCUUCUUCAUCCACUGCUACUCCAUCAUCAGGAAUAUGGAACGAGCAGAUAGUUUCUUCACAGAGAGCUGAUAAUCACCAUCCUAUGGAAUGUCGAAUCUUCGGGAUCGACCUUGCUAGCAACAUUACUACUAAAGCCACCUCCAUGAUGCUCCAGUACUGCGUUAAUAAUCGAUCAACUGUCAAGAAUCAUUAUAACCGCACAAAGGUGCAUAUGCAGGGGACUGCUUUCGGCCGAACUGUUGACUUAAGUGGCUUAAAUGGGUACGAUGAUCUGAUAACCAUACUGGAAAAGAUGUUUGGCAUCAGAGGAGGAGAGCUCUCUGCUGGUGAGAAAUGGGUUGUUGUCUUCAUUGACGAUGAGGGUGACAUGAUGCUUGUUGGUGAUGAUCCAUGGCAGGAGUUCUGCAAGAUGGUGAAGAAGAUAGUCAUAUAUUCGAGUGAGGAGAUGAAGAAGAUGGAAGGGAGGUUCAAGUUUGUAAUGUCACCGUCAGAGGGUGAAGGAAGGCCGGUGCCCUCUCGCUAG
Messenger RNA from Linum trigynum, 1689 nucleotides. Lineage: Eukaryota; Viridiplantae; Streptophyta; Magnoliopsida; Malpighiales; Linaceae. The record is from the annotation of a GenBank genome assembly.